AUGGCCGACUACGAUGAAACAUACGAGGAGGAGUUCUACGAUGAGGCCGACGAGGGCAUCACCUCCGAGGAUUGUUGGACGGUGAUUUCGUCCUUUUUCGACUCAAAGGGUCUCGUCUCUCAGCAGCUUGACUCUUUCGACGAGUUUAUAUCCUCUACCAUGCAGGAGCUUGUCGAAGAGCAAGAUGAAGUAAAUCCUGUUGUUGUGCGCCGCUAUGAGCUCAAGUUCGGCACUGUCAUGCUUUCGCGUCCAUCGGUGACAGAAGGCGAUGGUGCGACUACCAUCAUGUUGCCGCAGGAAGCCCGACUCCGAAACCUCACCUACGCCUCCCCACUCUAUCUCGGUGUCACAAAGAAAAUUGUGGAAGGUCGCGAGAAGCCCGCCAGGGACGAUGAAGAUGAGGAAGAGGGUGACCAAAAGUCUAAAUCAUACGGAGGCCUUGAUUGGAAGGAAAAGAUGCUACCUCAGGAACAAAGCAAGGAGGAGACCGUUUUCAUUGGAAAGAUGCCCAUCAUGCUGAAAUCCAAAUACUGUAUCCUGAAGGAUCUCAAUGAGUCCUCACUCUAUGCUUGGAACGAGUGUCCUUAUGACUCUGGUGGUUACUUCGUCAUCAACGGUAGCGAGAAGGUUUUGAUCGCACAGGAGCGCAGUGCCGGCAACAUCGUCCAAGUCUUCAAGAAGGCACCCCCAGCCCCACACCUUACAUCGCCGAAAUCCGAACUAUUCGCAAAGGGUGACAGUGCCAAGGGAGGAUUUGGCCCGACCAUUCGAUCGACGCUUCCAUAUGUCAAGGCCGAUAUUCCAAUCGUCGUCGUUUUCCGUGCGCUGGGCGUCGUUUCUGACGAAGAUAUCCUAAAUCACAUUUGUUACGACAGGAACGAUACCCCAAUGCUGGAGAUGCUCAAGCCGUGUAUUGAGGAGGGCUUUGUCAUUCAAGACCGUGAGGUCGCCCUGGACUUCAUUGCCAAGCGUGGCUCUUCACAGUCAAAUCUGAACCACGACCGCCGUGUGCGCUAUGCCCGCGACAUCAUGCAGAAGGAAUUGCUACCUCACAUUUCGCAGAGCGAGGGCAGUGAAACUCGCAAAGCUUUCUUCCUUGGAUACAUGGUCCACCGUCUCCUCCAGUGUGCUCUUGGUCGCCGCGAUGUCGACGAUCGUGACCACUUCGGAAAGAAGCGACUUGAUUUGGCUGGUCCCCUUUUGGCCAGUCUGUUCCGAACUCUUUUCACCAGAGUUACCAAGGAUCUUCAGCGCUACGUGCAGCGCUGCGUUGACGGCGGUCGCGAGAUUUAUCUCAAUGUUGGUCUCAAGGCCGCAACACUCACUGGUGGUUUGAAGUACGCUCUUGCCACUGGUAAUUGGGGUGAGCAGAAGAAGGCAGCUAGCGCCAAGGCUGGUGUGUCCCAGGUGCUGAGUCGUUAUACUUUCGCCUCGUCUUUGUCCCAUCUUCGCCGCACGAACACACCAAUUGGUAGAGAUGGAAAGAUCGCCAAGCCGCGUCAGCUGCACAACACCCAUUGGGGUCUGGUCUGCCCGGCCGAGACCCCCGAAGGACAGGCUUGUGGUUUGGUCAAAAAUUUGGCACUGAUGUGUUACAUCACUGUCGGUACGCCGGCUGAGCCCAUUAUCGAUUUCAUGAUUCAACGAAACAUGGAAGUGUUGGAGGAGUUCGAGCCUCAAGUUACUCCCAACGCCACGAAGGUCUUCGUUAACGGUGUUUGGGUGGGUAUUCAUCGUGAUCCCUCGCACCUUGUCAACACCAUGCAAAACUUGCGUCGUCGAAACAUGAUCUCCCACGAAGUCAGUCUCAUUCGUGACAUCCGUGAGCGUGAGUUCAAGAUUUUCACCGAUACUGGACGUGUCUGCCGACCGCUCUUCGUUAUCGACAACGACCCUAAGAGUGAAAACUCUGGUGGAUUGAUUCUCAACAAAGAGCACAUUCGCAAGCUCGAGCACGACAAGGAUUUGCCCCUGGACAUGACUCCGGAAGAGCGCCGUGAGCAAUACUUUGGUUGGGAUGGUUUGGUACGCUCUGGUGCCGUUGAGUAUGUCGAUGCUGAAGAGGAAGAGACAAUCAUGAUUGUCAUGACCCCAGAAGACUUGGAAAUCUCCAGACAACUCCAAGCUGGUUACGCCUUGCCAGAGGAUGAGACCAACGAUCCCAACAAGCGUGUUCGCUCGAUUCUCAGCCAGCGCGCACAUACCUGGACGCAUUGCGAGAUCCAUCCCAGUAUGAUCUUGGGUGUUUGCGCCAGUAUCAUUCCGUUCCCCGAUCACAACCAGUCUCCCCGUAAUACCUACCAGUCCGCCAUGGGUAAACAAGCCAUGGGUGUCUUCUUGACGAACUACGCGCAACGUAUGGAAACUAUGGCCAACAUUCUUUACUACCCCCAGAAGCCUCUGGCCACCACUCGGUCGAUGGAAUUCUUGCGUUUCCGCGAACUGCCCGCCGGUCAGAACGCUAUUGUCGCUAUUGCUACAUACUCCGGAUACAACCAGGAAGAUUCCGUUAUUAUGAACCAGAGCAGUAUCGAUCGUGGUUUGUUCCGCAGUUUGUUCUACCGUACUUAUACGGACACCGAGAAGAUGGUCGGCCUUCAGGUCGUCGAGCGAUUCGAGAAGCCCAUGCGCGCCGACACUCUCGGCAUGCGCAAGGGUACUUACGACAAGUUGGAUGAGGAUGGUAUCGUUGCUCCUGGUGUCCGUGUUUCAGGAGAAGAUAUUAUCAUUGGAAAGACUGCUCCCUUAGCUGCCGACGCAGAGGAGCUCGGUCAGCGUACCAAGGCACACACGAAGAUCGAUGUGUCGACACCACUGCGGAGUACCGAGAACGGUAUCGUUGACCAGGUGCUUAUCUCCACUGGUAACGACGACCUCAAGUUCGUGAAGGUCCGCAUGCGUACCACCAAGAUUCCCCAAAUUGGUGACAAGUUCGCUUCUCGUCACGGUCAGAAGGGUACCAUUGGUAUCACCUACCGCCAGGAAGAUAUGCCUUUCACCCGAGAAGGUGUGGUUCCUGAUUUGAUUAUCAACCCCCACGCCAUUCCGUCCCGUAUGACCAUUGCCCAUUUGAUCGAGUGUCAAUUGAGUAAGGUUUCCGCCCUGCGUGGCUUCGAGGGUGACGCCACCCCCUUCACCGAUGUUACUGUUGACUCCGUCUCUCGAUUGCUGCGCGAGCACGGCUACCAGUCCCGUGGUUUCGAGGUCAUGUUCAACGGCCACACUGGUCGCAAGAUGGUGGCUCAAGUGUUCCUCGGUCCCACAUACUACCAGCGUCUCCGUCACAUGGUGGAUGACAAGAUUCACGCUCGUGCCCGUGGUCCCACCCAGAUUCUGACCCGCCAGCCCGUCGAGGGUCGUGCCCGUGACGGUGGUCUGCGUUUCGGAGAGAUGGAGCGUGAUUGUAUGAUCGCUCACGGUGCCAGUGCCUUCUUGAAGGAACGUCUCUUCGAUGUUUCUGAUCCCUUCCGUGUCCACAUUUGUGAUGAUUGCGGUCUCAUGACUCCAGUUGCAAAACUGAAGAAGGGUCUCUUCGAAUGCCGUCUCUGCAACAACAAGCAUCGCAUCUCGCAAGUGCACAUCCCCUACGCCGCGAAGCUGCUAUUCCAAGAGCUGGCCUCUAUGAACAUUGCCGCUCGGAUGUUCACCGAUCGCUCUGGGGUGUCUGUGCGUUGA
This is a messenger RNA of Penicillium soppii, 3675 nucleotides long. RefSeq names its product DNA-directed RNA polymerase II subunit RPB2. The record is from RefSeq and is a predicted model, not a curated record. Gene Ontology annotation, biological process: DNA-templated transcription. Bases 1 to 3675 code for a protein of 1224 amino acids. Gene Ontology annotation, molecular function: DNA-directed RNA polymerase activity; DNA binding; ribonucleoside binding. The transcript has 4 exons. Gene Ontology annotation, cellular component: RNA polymerase II, core complex. NCBI's taxonomy places the organism in Eukaryota, Fungi, Ascomycota, Eurotiomycetes, Eurotiales, Aspergillaceae.